Messenger RNA from Peromyscus maniculatus bairdii (prairie deer mouse), 2769 nucleotides. It is a transcript of the gene Pibf1, whose product is annotated as progesterone immunomodulatory binding factor 1. NCBI's taxonomy places the organism in Eukaryota, Metazoa, Chordata, Mammalia, Rodentia, Cricetidae. Gene Ontology annotation, biological process: cilium assembly. Gene Ontology annotation, cellular component: microtubule organizing center. The record is from RefSeq and is a predicted model, not a curated record.
CCUGCGCGCCCCGGCUUCUUCCGACUUCUUCAGGGGCAGGGCGCAUGGUUGUCUUGGUGACCGCUCCCUAACGGUCUGGUGGCCCCGAGAUACUCGUGGAGGGUUUGCAGCCUGAGCUGCUGACUGAAGACGCCUUUGGUUCCAUCAAGUGUCCGAGAAGAUUGACCCAGAAUAAUAAAAUGUCUCGAAAAAUUGCCAAGGAGUCAAAAAAAGUAAACAUCUCUAGUUCUCUGGAAUCUGAAGAUAUUAGUUUAGAAACAACCAUUCAUACAGAUGAUGUUUCCUCAUCAGAAGAACGAGAGGGUAAAGUCAGAAUUACCAGGCAGUUAAUUGAAAAAAAAGAAAUACUUCAUAAUAUUCAGUUACUGAAAAUCGAGCUAUCCCAAAAAAAUAUGAUGAUCGACAAUUUGAAAAUGGAUUAUCUUACAAAGAUUGAAGAGCUGGAGGAAAAACUGAAUGACGCCCUUCACCAGAAGCAGCUGCUAACUUUGAGAUUAGACAAUCAGUUGACUGUUCAAAAGAAAGAUGCCAAGAAAUAUCAAGAACUAAUGAAACAAGAAAUGGAAACUAUUUUAUUGAGACAGAAACAAUUAGAAGAGACAAAUUAUCAGCUAAGAGAGAAAGCUGGAGAUGUCCGUCGAAACCUGCGAGACUUGGAGCUGACAGAAGAGCAGUAUGUGAAGCUGAAAUCCUUUCCUGAGGACCAGCUCUCCAUCCCUGAAUAUGUGUCUAUUCGAUUCUUUGAGCUUGUAAAUCCACUAAGGAAGGAAAUCUCUGACCUCCAAGUGAAGAAGAAUGAACUGUCUGAAGAACUAAGUACGAACAAGGGCCAGCUGAAGCAGCUGACAGAGACAUAUGAGGAAGAUAGAAAAAGCAACUCUGAACUUCAAAUUCGAUGUCAGCGCUUGGCUUUGGAAUUGGCAGACACCAAACAGUUAGUUCAGCAAGGUGAUUACCGUCAAGAGAACUACGACAAAGUCAAGAGUGAGCGUGAUGCUCUUGAACAGGAAGUACUCGAGGUUCGAAGAAAACAUGAAAUACUUGAAGCCUCUCACAUCGCUCAGGCUAAAGAAAGAAGUGAAUUAUCAAAAGAGGUCACCACCUUGCAGCAGACAGUCACCCUCCUGCAGAAGGAUAAGGAGUACCUCAAUCGCCAAAACAUGGAGCUCAGUGUCCGCUGUGCCCACGAAGAGGACCGCCUUGAGAGGCUGCAAGUGCAGCUGGAAGAGACCAAAAAGGCUAGAGAAGACAUGUAUGAAAAAUACGUCUCUUCCAGAGACCAUUAUAAAACAGAAUAUGAGAAUAAACUACAUGAUGAACUGGAACAAAUCAAAUUGAAAACUAAUCUGGAAAUUGAUCAGCUUCGAAAUGCCUCUAGGGAAAUGUAUGAACGAGAAAACAGAAAUCUCCGAGAAGCCAGGGAUAACGCUCUUGCUGAAAAGAACCGAGCAGUGACAGCAGAAAAGGAUGCUCUAGAAAAGCAUGAGCAGCUCCUUGACAGAUACAGAGAGCUCCAGCUGAGUACAGAAAGCAAAGUAUCUGAAUUUCUCCAUCAGAGUAAGCUGAAGUCCUUUGAAAGUGAACGUGUUCAGCUCCUGCAAGAGGAAACUGCAAGAAAUCUCACACAGUGCCAGUUGGAAUGUGAAAAAUACCAGAAGAAAUUAGAGGUUUUAACUAAAGAAUUUUAUAGUCUCCAGUCUUCUUCUGAAAAACGCAUUACUGAACUCGAAGCACAGAACUCCGAGCAUCAGGCGAGGUUAGACAUUUACGAGAAGCUGGAAAAAGAGCUUGACGAGAUAAUAAUGCAAACAGCAGAGAUUGAAAAUGAAGAUGAGGCUGAAAGGAUUCUUUAUUCCUAUGGCUAUGGUGCUAAUGUUCCCACAACAGCUAAAAGACGACUAAAGCAAAGUGUCCAUUUGGCAAGAAGAGUUCUUCAGUUAGAAAAACAGAAUUCAUCAAUUUUAAAAGAUCUGGAACAUCAAAAGGACCAAGUGAGACAGCUUUCACAAGAGCUUGACAGAGCCAAUUCACUGUUAAACCAGACUCAGCAACCCUACAGGUAUCUCAUAGAGUCUGUGCGGCAACGGGAUUCCAAGAUUGAUUCACUGAUGAAGAGUACAGCUCAACUGGAGAAAGAUGUCAGCAAUUUAAAUAAAGAAAAGUCAACCCUGCUUCAGACGAAGAACCAAAUGGCAUUGGAUUUGGAACAACUUCUAAAUCACCGUGAGGAAUUUGCAGCCAUGAAACAGAUUAUCAUUAAUAUGUGUAGUAAACAUUCUGAGAACAACUUACUUACCAAAAUGGAAUCAAAAAGUGUGACAGAAAAUCAAGCAUCCAAGAUUUUGAACAUGCCAAGAGAACAUGAAGACAAUGUAUUUAUACCCAAUCCAACCCUGUUUACUAAAAGGGAAGCACAAGAAUGGUCCAAGAAUCAAAAGAUGAAGGCCUAGUGUUUGAUGCUGGAGGAAGCCAGAGCCUAACCCUAACCCAGCCAGGCCCCUCCCGCCACACUGCACGCCCAGCCAGGGCCGCUGCUCUGUGUUGGAGUGGGGCCUUGUAUCAUCGUGUUCUCCAGAAGUGCUGUCUCUGGGGGGGAGAAACAUUUGUUUUAAUCAUGUACUUGACAGUUUCAAAUAUAAGUAACUUAAUGUUUAUUUUAACUAAUGUUAAAUUAAAUUUCAGUAUAAUCAACAUAUAAAGUACAAAUAGUUGUAUGCUUUAUAUUUUGGUUUUAUGUAUUUUAUUAUAAAAUAAAUAUCCAUCCUCUGA